CAACAUAGAGGGGCGGAGAGAUGCUCGUCUUCGGCAUUUUCUCAGACCAUUCCAGCUCACAAUGACUGCGUCCGUCCAAGCAACAUGACCCAGUUUCGAUAUUUGAUAUGGAGUUUCUUCUUGGUGUUGGGGAGCGCGUGGACUCUACCUCAUGUGAUGAAGUAUCAAACAGUGACACCUCAGAAGCUAAAUAAUUUAUCUCACAUCAGUAAUGUUGCCACCCAUCAGAAGUAUCCCGAUGUACUGCAGUACUCUGUGAGGAUUGCAGGACAAAAUUACACACUGCACCUUGAGAAAAAUAAGGAGCUUAUCGGAGAAACCUUCUCUGUGACACAUUAUUCCAAGAAAGGAACCCAAAUAACAGCAACGCCGGGUCUUGAGAAUCACUGCUACUACCACGGGCAUGUCGUGGGAGUCGACGACUCCUCUGCCAGCAUGGAGCUGUGCUCAGGAUUAAAGGGGUUUGUACGCCUCCAGGAUCAGACGUACCUGAUAGAACCUUUGACCUCACAGCAGGCUGAAGUUCACACUGAUGCAGGUCUUCAUGCAAUUUACAAUUAUAAACAUCUGAGAAGGAAGAGAAGCUCCUGUUCCCAUGGAAACACAACCAUGUACUAUGAUCACGUAUCGCGUCCGUCUGGAGUGUUCGAGCUCAGUAGUCUGAGAAGCAGAGGCCAGACUAAAAACGGAGAACGAAAACCCAGAACUGUGGAGCUCGCUGUGGUGGUCGACAACACAGAGUACAAGAGAUUCGACAAUAAAAGGACAGUGGAAGCCAGAGUGCUUGAAAUAGCAAACAACGUUGACAGGCUGUAUCGUCCUGUGGGUGUCCGUGUGAUGUUAGUAGGACUUGAUAUCUGGUCGUACAGAGAUCAAAUAGAGGUCAGUUCCAAACCUGAGCAAACGCUCAGCCGCUUUCUUGAGUGGCGCCAGCGGAACCUCCUGCCGAGGUUGAAGCAUGACAACGCACAAUUCAUCACAGGCUUGGAUUUCGAAGGCACCACGGUUGGUCUGGCCAACACAAAUGCCAUGUGCACGUCAAGCUCAGGGGCGGUAAAUGAGGAUCAUAACAAUAACGCAAUUGGAGUGUCCUCCACGAUUGCCCACGAGAUGGGUCACAACUUGGGCUUGUCUCAUGAUACAGAAAAUUGCAUCUGUGGUUCUUUGACGUCAAAGAAAGGCUGCAUUAUGGCAGAGAGUGUCGGCCCCGUGCCUCCGGAGAUGUUCAGCAGCUGCAGCAAGCAGCAGCUCAACAGAUUCCUGGAGGAGAUCAACCCAGCUUGUCUCUUGGAUACACCCUUGACUGGCCGUAUUUAUGGCGGGCCGGUGUGUGGCAAUGCUUUCCUGGAGCCUGGCGAGGAGUGUGACUGUGGAACCGUAGAGGAAUGCAAGAAUCCCUGUUGCAACGCUACUAACUGCAAGCUUAGCGGAGGAGCCCAGUGUGCUGAGGGUGAAUGCUGCCACAACUGUCAACUGAAAGCGUCAGGCAGCGUCUGUCGGCCGAAGACGGGGAACUGCGACUUGGCAGAACACUGCACUGGACUGUCUGCCUCCUGUCCUCCCGACGCCUACGCCCAGAACGGCCUGCCGUGCAACCGUGGGAAAGGAUACUGCUACAACGGACAGUGUCCGUCGCGGCAGCAACAUUGCAAGAGAUUGUGGGGACCAGAUGCGGAGGUAUCUGCAGAUGCUUGUUACUUCCAGCAUGGAGGUUGCAGAAAGAGCCUGUUUGUGCGUCGAUGUUUUGGCUCAGAGCAAUCAUGCGGCACACUUUUUUGCACGGGAGGAUGGGGGUUCCCAGUGACAUCUAGGAAGUCCUUUUACAAAGUAGGCAAUGAAGAAUGUAACGAGGCGACCAUGAACCCAGAAGACAACUACCCUGCAGACCUGGGCAUGGUGCCCACUGGUACCAAGUGUGGCAACAAUAUGGUAUGCUACAACCAAAAGUGUCAUGACAUCAGAAACAUAAGAGCAUAUGGAACCGAUGACUGCGCCGCCAAAUGCAACAACCACGGGGUUUGUAACCAUCAGAGCAAGUGUCACUGUGAUCCUGGCUGGGCUCCACCUUUCUGUGAUGUGCUGGAAUCGGAGGUGUCGGAAGGAGGAGGACUGGGGCUUGUUGUGUCACUGGUCGUAAGCCUGCUCAUAUGCACGGCCCUUCUCAUCGGCGGUUUUAUGUGCUGCAGCCGGAAAAGACAACUUCCAAAGAGAGGUCUCCAAUCUACCUCAGGACAGACAAAUCCUUUAUUUCGAUCGAGCAAUGCACGGGGCAGCCCUCAUCUUCGCUCCACAACUAUUAGCCAGCCGACAUUUGUGGAGUCUUCAGCCGCACAAGUGCGUAAACCGCUGUCCUCCUCCAUGCCUGGAUCAUCGAAUAUGAUGUUCAAGCCCUGCAGGACAGCUCCUGAGCCCACCAAAAAGAAACCAACUGUACCUCAGCCAUCAAAUAUCCAACAGGGUUUCAGGCCACACUUGCAACCACCAGCUGUGCCGAGCAAGCCGAUUUACUCUGAGGCAAGGCCACUACCUCCGUCCAGACCUUUACCACCACUUGCGUCCAAACCAUUCACAACGCCAAAACCUGUCACGCCUCCAGUAAAGCCAAAGCCCGCCGCCGUCCCUCCGCAGCUCCCUCACACUCAGCUGAUUUCAGGGAGAGUUGCCCUGACUCCACUCAGCAGACCUAGAUGACCAAGGGGAAUCAUUCCACUUUUGAAAUCCUCAGACACUGAUGCUCUUAUCUCACCUACAAGGAUUUAAAAAGAAAGAAAGAAAGAAAAGCUCUCAGGAGACGUUGGUGUGAGUUCAUGCGAGGACGAGAUCCAGCUGAAGGAUCGACAACGAAAAUAAACAAAAGUGUUUUUUUUUUUUUUAACGCCAUGAGGAUUGCUGCCAUCUGCCUUGCUUCUUUUUAAAACUGUGAUUGACAGCACUUAUGGCUCCGCCACCAUGAUGAUGACGAUGUUUGAAGGGAAACGUCUCUCCUUGUCCUUGAUCCUGAGAUAUGUGAACAUUUUAUGAUUGUACUGCUGAUGCUGUAACUUUGUAACAUUGUUUUGGUACUAAGAGAAGUUUAGGGAUUUUCAAAUGUGGCACCAAUGUGGGCACUUUAAAGAUUUUUGUAUGAAAGAACCCAGAUUAUAUGACUUUGCCUUGAAUCCUUUUAUGAAAAUGGAUGAAUGUAUGAAUUUGUUCUUGACACUUGUCUUUUUGUCAGCACAUAUUGAUUUUAACUUCUCAAGGGAUUUUUAAAAAAAUUGAAUGUUCUAUGCAGCAGUCAUCAUAACAUUGUCCCCUUACAAAUACAAUAAUAAUAAUGACUCAUUUCUUGCAACGAGGACUCAAACUUCAAACUGAGUUUCAUUUAUGUACAUGCUUGUGUUUAAAUAAAAUUACAAACUUGA
Molecule: messenger RNA, 3404 nt
Organism: Syngnathus acus (greater pipefish)
Lineage: Eukaryota; Metazoa; Chordata; Actinopteri; Syngnathiformes; Syngnathidae
Gene: adam8a
Product: ADAM metallopeptidase domain 8a
Exons: 25
Coding region: 85-2691 (868 amino acids)
Biological process (GO): positive regulation of cellular extravasation; proteolysis; positive regulation of membrane protein ectodomain proteolysis
Molecular function (GO): metalloendopeptidase activity; cell adhesion molecule binding
Source: RefSeq, a predicted model, not a curated record